Molecule: messenger RNA, 1299 nt
Organism: Caenorhabditis bovis
Lineage: Eukaryota; Metazoa; Nematoda; Chromadorea; Rhabditida; Rhabditidae
Source: the annotation of a GenBank genome assembly
AUGCGCUCAUACAAUUACUUUGUGGGGAUUGCUAUUAUUGUUGGAGUGGGCGUUGCUCAAGAUCUUCGACUUUCAUCAUGUGACGGACAACAACUUGCAACCUGUCAAGCACAAUUUAACAAAGAUCUGAACUUGGACGAUUCAUUGGGUGUUGCAACAUAUGACAAACUUCGAGUUGCCGUUGAAAAAUCGUUUUCCGAUGAGAAGGCCCUCGGUCUUCUGAAAACUUGUGAAGCUUUCAAAGAAUUCAAGAACUGUUUCACUGAUAAUAAUUUGUUUUCUUGCGUACAGAAUCCAUUUGGUCUUCUUACUGUCACUAACAACAACAAUGUGCGCUAUGAUAGAAAACAGGCUAAUGGAUACGUGAAAAUUUGGAAUCAGCUAGACUUCGUUUGCGGCGCUGGAUUCACAAUUAUUGCCAACAACGAGGAUUGCACCUCGACAGUUUUUAAUAAUCAAACCGCUGCUCUUCGCGAUUGCGACAAUGACUUCGAUGCCAACUUAGCUGUUGAUCCAUCUCAACCUUGCGAUUACGUUGACAUAGCAGCUAACUGUUAUCGCAAUGUUUUCUGGAAUGCUUGCAAGUCUCCAGAGGUUGCUUUCUUUGGUUGCAACUAUGAAAGAGUUGGAACUCAAUUGCUCAACUCGCAAUGUACCCAAAUCUUCUGCGUCUAUGCCGCGAUGGCUGCCGUCGAAUGUGACUCAACAACGUAUUUCGAAUGCCAAACCGAUUUGAAUAAAGCUCUCGGAAUCUCAGAUAAUCAACCAUGGUACCAUCCGGACAUUUUCCGUAAAGAGGUGGAAACUUUCUACCAGAAUCAGGGUCCUGAUGGAAUUCGUAAAGUGUGUAGAGCAUUUCGCGAGUUUAAGACUUGCAUGGGAAAUCAAUAUCAGUUAUGUAUGACUCCAGUUCAUUUUGUCUCAGUUUCGGCGACAACUUUGAACGCCUAUCAGUUCGUUGGACUAUUUAAUCAAAUGCAUUUUGUGUGCGGCGCCGGACUUCAAAUUUACCUUUCGAAUGAGAAUUGCUUGAGUGAAUCAUGGAAAGGAGAAAGUGGUGCAAUUCUGAAUGAAUGUCGAGAAAACUUUGAAGUUGGAAGUGACGUUGCUAAUGAUGAAGCUUGCACGCUUGGAAACAAGUAUUUGAUAUGCAUGGAAAGCCGCGUCAAAAAAAACUGCGGUGAAAAAUCGAAUGACGCGCAAUUCUGGGCGUGCGAAUAUGCCCGUGUUAACGUCUUCACUCGCUUCCCGCAAUGCCCAAUUCGAUGUGUUUUACCAUAUACCGGAGGAAUUAUUUAA